Molecule: messenger RNA, 1218 nt
Organism: Apiotrichum porosum
Lineage: Eukaryota; Fungi; Basidiomycota; Tremellomycetes; Trichosporonales; Trichosporonaceae
Exons: 4
Coding region: 1-1218 (405 amino acids)
Source: RefSeq, a predicted model, not a curated record
AUGGUAUCCACCGCUGUAUCAAGCGUGCUACAGCAUCCGGGCCAUGACUUCAUCGUCGAGCGCAUUCUCGCCGACCUAGACUGGCGCAGCAUCCUCAACGCAGGCAUGACCUGUACCAACCUCAGCAACAUCGUCAUGGGCAGUUCCCGUCUACAGCUUCCCCUGCGCGUGGCAUACUAUGGCCUUCCAUCCAGUUACACGGACUUCGAUCGCCCCAUGUUUGCCGCCGACUUCCCUUCCCUUGGAUACCGUCUGGACCGGCUGGUUGACCUGCAGCACCGGUGGAUCAACCUGCAGCCAAGGAACAUCACGAUUUUAAAGAACGGCGACCGGUCGGAAAUUCCCACUGGUGGUCUUCUGGUCAAGCCCAAGAUGGGACCCGAUUCUGCCGCCCGCGCCAACAGCGCGGACUGGAUCAACCAGUCGACUGAUGAAUCCGAUGAGUCCGAUUUCAAACUCUUCUACGGCUGGAUCGUCAAAGACGCAUACGGUCUUGGGGAUGAUGCAAACCCGAAAGGGUGGAUGCCUUCCUGCAAAUUCACCUGCGACAUGUGGUUCCAGAGUCUCGACGCAUCUCGCGAGGACAAUGUCGUCGUCGUGUCACGGACCAGGAUCGUAGACAAUGUCUUCCAAGUGACCCUCAGGUGUUAUCUGCUGGAGCCAAUUGGGGACCUCUCCUGGCACGAUGGAGCAAAAAUCAAUGCCAUUCCCCAUCCAGAGGCGGUGCCGAUCGAGUUCACGGAGACGUUUCGGGAAUCUACGCACCACCACGACGAGUGCCACGUCCAACUCGGUCCCGGUGGGUCGCUCAAAACAGACCUAGGGCACCCUCAAAGUACCAGACAGUGGAACUGGCGCACCGGUCAGCAGAUGCAGGCUUUCUACGAGGUCCUGGACGAAGGGCGUGACCCAGCCGAAUCUGCACUCUUGGGUGUGGGUGACAUGAUUGUCGCCAACACCUUUGGGGACCGCUGGGAGGACGAAGAGGGGCAGUAUCAUAUCAACCACGACAACAGGAACGUUACGAUCUCUCUUCUGCAAAGCCACGCCGUGACAGCUUCACCGCACGCGGUAAAGGAAGUGGCGCCACAAUUCCAGUUCACCAAGGCCAACUGCAACAAGGCAACCGGCAGAGUCACUGGCCAACUCGUGUUCCCUCCACUGCAAGCGGCGGACCGCGCUUACGUCAAUCCGUUCAUCGUUGACCACGCUGCUUAA